This is a messenger RNA of Lolium rigidum, 873 nucleotides long. RefSeq names its product replication protein A 32 kDa subunit A-like. The record is from RefSeq and is a predicted model, not a curated record. Gene Ontology annotation, cellular component: nucleus; site of double-strand break; DNA replication factor A complex. Gene Ontology annotation, biological process: nucleotide-excision repair; DNA replication; double-strand break repair via homologous recombination. Bases 1 to 837 code for a protein of 278 amino acids. Lineage: Eukaryota; Viridiplantae; Streptophyta; Magnoliopsida; Poales; Poaceae. Gene Ontology annotation, molecular function: DNA binding. The transcript is spliced from 10 exons.
AUGAUGUUCUCGAGCCAGAUCGACGCCUUCUCCCCCUCCCAGUUCACCCCGUCGCAGAACGCCGGCGCCGACUCCACCACCCCUUCCAAGUUCCGGGGCGCGUCGGGCACGACGCCGCUGACCGUGAAGCAGAUCGCGGACGCGCAGCUGGCCGGCGCCGGCGAGAAAGGAGCGCCCUUCGCCGUCGACGGCGUCGAGACCGCCAACAUCAGGCUCGUGGGGACGGUGAGCUGGAAGGCGGAGAGGGCGACGGACGUGUCCUUCACGCUAGACGACGGCACCGGCCGGCUCGACUUCAUCAGAUGGGUGAACGAUGCUGCAGAUUCUGCUGAAACUGCCGCUAUCCAGAAUGGCAUGUAUGUUUCUGUCAUCGGUACCCUCAAGGGACUCCAGGACAAGAAGCGUGCUACUGCUUUCUGUGUCAGACCUGUAACUGAUUAUAAUGAGGUCACACUGCAUUUCAUUCAGUGUGUACGUAUGCAUAUCGAGAACACAAAAUCAAAGGUUGGCAGUCCUGCACACACCAUUUCUGCAAUGGGAACCCCAUUCUCCAAUAGUCCCAGCGAAGCAAGUACUCCGACCUCUUUGAAAUCGAACCCGGCGCCAGUGGCCAGUGGAACCAAUGUAUUGGGGGCUGAUUUGUAUGCGCAGGUGCUGAAUAUUUUCAAUGAACCAGCAAGCAUUGCAAGUGAUCAUGGUGUGCAUAUCGAUGAAAUUGCCAAACGACUCAGACUGCCAGCAAGCAAGAUCCAGGAAGCUAUCGAUUUCCAUGUCGAUGGCGGGCACAUCUACUCAACGAUCGACGAUUUCCACUACAAGUCUGCAUUCAUUGACUGAGUUUGUAACUGAGUGUCGCAUCCUUAGCUCCUUAGG